AACAAUAUAGUCAGUUAUCUCAAUUCUUUCGUCCUGUCGGUUACAGAAAAAUUUUAAAGCAACAAUUUACGAAAUUCUUAUUAGGAACGACAAAGAACAAAACGCAUUAUAGUAAGCGCUUCGCAUCAGCUGUUGUAAAAAAAAAAUAACGGGAUAUCGCGAACGAAAACUGGUCACACCGACGGCCACAUCAAAAAACUGGGGGUCUGGCGUGACCCUGUUAUUUCUAUCCUGCAAUAAAAUAGCUGUGUAAUUUAAGAUAGUUCGUGUGUGCUUCGAACAGUGUUUUAUAGUAAAUUCUAGUGUAAUUUAUGAAGAAAUUAUGGAACGCGCGACGGGAACAGAGGUGUACGGGUGUGGCUCGCCCCAAUCCUCGGACAUAACGCUGAAUAUACAAACUACUACGGGUGGUAAUUUCUCCAUCAGUUUGAACCCUAAAAAUACAGUGGAGCACCUGAAGAAGUUAGUUUCGAAGAAACUUAAGGUGUCUAAAGACAGAUUAUGCUUGCUGCAUCGCGAAAGACAACUGAGGGAUGGGACGCUAGAAGAGAACGGUCUGCUGGAUGGGUCGAGGGUAAUCCUCCUUCCGAGCGUCGAGACUGGCUUGCUGAGCCAUAGACCCGAGAAUUCUGUGAUGCAAGCAUUGGAAUCCCUAAAUGACACUCAGGUUAAUGACUUUCUAAGUGGUAAAUCUCCACUGAACCUGACAAUGAGGUUAGGUGACCAUAUGAUGCUGAUCCAGUUGCAAUUGUCCACCCUAAACUCGAGUUCCAGUGGCUGCAGAUCCUUGAGAACAUCCACACCUUCGAAAAACUCUUCAACAUCAAUACGGACUAGUAAAAGUGACGCCAGGGAAUCACCCAGCCCUCAGACAGCAACUCAACCUACCUGUACACCUGUGCCCACUGACCACUCUUACAUCAGUAGUGAAACUCCUAAACCAGAACCCACAGCUCCACAUGGGCUACAGAAGCAAGACUUUGAAAUGCUGCAGAAUUGUUUUGAUCUGUACCGUUCUAUGGCUGAAGAGAAAUAUGGUGAAAAAAGUGAUACUAGUGAUGACAAAGAUGAUACAAUGGACACAUCUAACGGCACAAUGUCAGAUCUCUCUGAAACAUCAAUAGAAAGUGAGCAAUCUCCAAUCAAAUCUUUGUCCAACCUAGUGUCCAGUCCCAUAGAUGCUGCCGCAACAGAAUCUUCUACAAAUAAAGAUGGUGCUGCUAUCAACUCUGUGAAAAAUAAUAGAUUGAUAAAUUUUCUCACUCAAAAUAAAAUAAGCAAUGAUGUGAUACCCUCAACAAGUGCCAUCAGUGACAAGCAAAGCCCCUCAACCUCUUCUCACACUCCAGACAGUUCUCUCAGUGAUGACAGUGAUAAUUUUACAGACCAAAGUUCAUUCCUUGCUGAAAAUCCUAUAGAUGAAUAUCCUAUGGAAAACCUUUUCAACAGUGCCGUUGACAAAGGAUUGUUUGAAGAUCAAGAUGAAUCUAUGAUGGAUAGGGAAAUAUCUAAUCUGGCCACAACUAGUCACGGCAGUCAGGAAGCUAAUUCAGGCACUCUACCACCUUUCCAAAGUAUAAAUGAACCUUUGAAAAACAAGAGAUUCCAGUAUUUACUGCACAAGACAUCUAAAUUCAAACAUCCUAUUGGUCAGAAUAAACAGAAAGCAUUUAUGCAGUCUGUUGUCAAUAAACAUAAGAAAAGGAUGCAAAGUCGACAGGACACUAAUUUAUCUCAACCUUCCACCUCUAGAACUGAGCCUUACAUAACUAAUUCUAGGAAACUAAUUCUGCAACCUAGCAGUGGUCAGACUGAGGAUAAUCCCACUCCAUCAACUUCCAAGCAGACUGUAUUUAAGGCACCCGAUGCUCCCAAGAAGCCACAAAGAGCAUCACCAACACCUCCCGUGGACACCAAAGCUCUCAUUGAAGCCUCAAAGAAUUUGACUCAGAAAUUAAAGAAAUUGUCCAAAGAGGUGUUGACUAAUAAAAUUGAUCUGAGGACAGCUGAGGAGACAGUGUGCAGAAAAAUUGGUCCCGGCGCUGUGAUAGAGUCCAUGAAGCAUCAUGGCAAAGGAAUUUAUUCUGGGACUUUUUCAGGUACACUGAACCCAGCUCUACAAGACAGAUACGGCCGACCUAAGCGAGAUAUAUCUACAAUAAUUCAUAUACUGAAUGACUUGCUAUGUGCUGCGCCACCCAUUACUAUAGCUCAGAAGGACGCGAGUUACUCGUGUGCGACGAGCGCGACGGCGGACGACGGCAGCAAGUGCCUGGGCUGCAACCAGCAGGCGUGCCUGUACGGCCAGUGCGACGGACACCUGCCGUCCACGUCCGCCACGUCGGUGCCGCGGCGCUGCACGUGCGACGGGCCCAAAGACUGCCAGUGUCGACGACUCGACCCCAAGCUGUGCCUCGCAUGCGUCGGCAAGUCUGCCGAUAAGAUAUGCAAGAAAUGUGAUACUGCUAAGACUCUAGCCCUGGAGAACUCUAAAACUAAAUGCAAACUGGAGCAACUAAGGCUCGUGAUGCAACAGAAGAAGCAGCGGCGUGAAGCACGGAAACUAAAGACUUUGCCUUAUAGCAACGCACCUUCCAAGACGAUAACGUCGCCGGAGCAGGCGCCGGUCAUACAACAGGAGGAGAUAGAAACAGUUGCCUAACACUCAGUUACAUCCGCGUAAAUUAUUACUCGCGCUUCUAGAUUUGUAACGGUACUCCGCCAUCUUGUCUUGCUUUUGUAUGGAAAUUACUAAUUAUUUCAGUUAUCUCACUAUCACAUUAUUUUAUUUAUGCACAGGAUGUAUUUCAAUAGCAGACAUUGGUGACUUGACAAUUAAAAAAUUGUUACACUGUGUUAUCUUUGUGUAGUUAUUAUCGACCGUGCAUACUUAAGUUUUGUUAAUGCGUGUCGGCGAUACAGAGUUCCAAGAUUUAUUUUACGCAUUUCAAAUGACUAAUGUAUUCGAGAUAGACAAAAUGAGAACAUACUAAUGGUAAAAUAAUUUAUUGUACAUUAUGCAGUCAUAUUGGGUAAAAUUGGAUCGACUAUUAUAUAUUGAACCUCUUUAGAGGAUUUUAAAAUGGGUUGGAUUGUAAGGCAACGCCUUUUGGCUGAAAGUAACUUUAUCAAUUUUUUGUUGACAAAACUUGAGCAUGCAUGGGGGCGCAAAAGCAUGAACCGAAUGCGGACGAUAUUCUAAAUUACCAUAUUAAAUAGUUUGGAUAUAAUAUACCCAAUAACUUUAAGUGCUAUUUACGCAUGUACAAAUGAUAAAGAUUGAUUAGCGAAAUCACUAGUUCGUAGCUAAAGUAAGAUACACGACAUACUUGCCUGGCGCGGCUUCAAAUUGAUUUUUGUUGUUAUAUUUUAGAUUUUAUUUUAUUGGUUCGAAGUUUUAGACACUUGUGUACCUAGUUUAAUUUUUUGAACAUCAUCUAUUGAUUGAUAAUUGACAUUACGGGGUUUAUUAGUAACUAACGCAUUUUAUUAAUUCAAUCCUCUAUGAAAAAAUUAUAAAUUUAGGACAAGUGAUCUUAUAUCCCACUUUUUUUAGUUAAUAAUUGGCACUGUUAUUCUUAUAGUUAUUUUUUUCUUUGUUUUUCUUUUCUCCUUUCACGGAUAUGUUGUUAAAGAUAAUAAAAAUGUUUUCUGGAUUACACAUGUUGCGUUUAGUUUUGUUGUAUUUUAAUGAUAAUUUGGUUUCAAUGAAUAUUUAUUAUGUAAAGAAUUCCAAUGUGUAAACAUGAGAAUGAACUACCGCGAGAUGACGAUCAUAGAGACACUAGAAAUAGCUUUGUACAUACAUAAUUAUUAUGCAAAAGGUUUGGUAGUGGUAAAGUGCUUUUUGAGUAUAAUUCAUCGAUUUUAUAAAAAAACUUAUCGUUCAAUUGCCUAGACAUAAUUUAGGGGUUUAUUGUGAAAUAUCUGUGAAUACUAAUUAGUAGGUUUAACUAGAGACCCACUAAACAGCGGCAGGACUGCAAGCGUUAUAGAUAUGUAAAGAAUAUACAGAGACAUUAUGUUAUGCUUAAGUUAACAUUGAUAAUCUCCCAAUUAUAAUUAUGUUCCUUGAGGGUGUAUGAUGUGUAACUAAGCAAAGAAAUACUGUAAAUGAUUAAAAAUUCAUAGUACAAUUUUGCGUCUUUAAACACCACCUUGGAAAUGGUUAUUGUGUAUUACUGAGUAGUCUUCCAAAAGAAGUCCAGAAUAAAUGUUUUCCUCAAUCCGAUGAUGGUAAGGGACCAAAGACCAGGCCAAAACAAUUCAUAAGCAAUAAUUAAAUUCCUAUUGUAUCAUAUCCACUUUACCCGGGCCGGGUUGUGGUCAUGACUGAACGGCGACUUGUGUACAGCCGAAAUGUUGGCGAGGAAAGCAAAUGAGAGAAAGUGUCUCUAGAUUGUCCCUUUAUGCAUUUUAUUUCUCCACAAAAUUUACAAUGCUCUUAUUUCCACGUGACAUUCAUAUCACACCUCGCAGUGCGAGGCUUAUAGUAUUGCUGUGCAAUUUGCUAGAAUCAUUGUUAUGUAUGCUGUCUUCCAUUUUGUUAAAUGCAUGUCGUUCUACGAUGCUGUGUAUGUCUCACUAAUAGGUAAAUCCGCUAUUCAGUCGUGACGAAUUCUUUCCUUCCAAAGUGCCUCUAACUGUAAGGUACAUUGUAUUUAGUGUUGUGCCAUACGUGUAUACUAUUUAAGUUCCAUAAUUUAAAUGUUUGUGGCACUAUUCCAAGUUCGAAUGUUCUGUUCGAUCUCUUACCAAUCAUGUUCCUAAGAUCUCAAUUUUAUUUCUCCGACAAUUGUAAUGUUUUGGCGGCAAACUUAUUCGGUCUAUUGUUUUUGUAAAUACAUUUUGUUACCGUUUAAUUUAGUCGUGAUGAGUUUUUGUUAUAAGGUUUUGAGGGAAAAUCGUGAAUUGUUUUUUUGUCCUUAUAUUGCAUGUCUAGUGAGGAGAAUAAAGUUACAUAACAAAAUUA
Messenger RNA from Spodoptera frugiperda (fall armyworm), 4972 nucleotides. It is a transcript of the gene stx, whose product is annotated as midnolin homolog. The transcript has 5 exons. Gene Ontology annotation, molecular function: protein binding. Lineage: Eukaryota; Metazoa; Arthropoda; Insecta; Lepidoptera; Noctuidae. The record is from RefSeq and is a predicted model, not a curated record. Bases 323 to 2662 code for a protein of 779 amino acids. Gene Ontology annotation, cellular component: nucleus.